This is a messenger RNA of Naegleria gruberi, 2551 nucleotides long. RefSeq names its product voltage gated chloride channel. The transcript has 2 exons. NCBI's taxonomy places the organism in Eukaryota, Heterolobosea, Eutetramitea, Acrasida, Naegleriidae. The record is from RefSeq and is a predicted model, not a curated record. Gene Ontology annotation, biological process: chloride transport; transmembrane transport. Bases 1 to 2448 code for a protein of 815 amino acids. Gene Ontology annotation, cellular component: membrane. Gene Ontology annotation, molecular function: voltage-gated chloride channel activity.
AUGACCCAAAAAGAAAGAGAUGAGGAUCGCAAUGCAAAGGACGACUCAAAGAAUGACAAGGGAGUGAUAGUUGACUUGGAGUUAGACGAGGAUCAAGGACAUGCUGUUAUUAUUCAUCAUGACCACCAAACUCCUCCAACAACAACAACUUCAACAGCAGUGGCCACUACACAAAUUCUCACAUCUAUGAAUCAGCUGCAACAAGAACAAGAACCAACAACAAGAAUACAACAAUCAAACAACUCUCUGAUGCAACCACCUUCAAUGGUGGCGUUUCCAUCAGCAGUUUCCGUGAUUAGCUCCAACAAUUCAACCUUUGAAAGCAACAAAACAAUUGUUGGUGGAGCACUAUCAAUCAUUUCAGACUUUGAUGAUAAUAAUUACAAGGCACUCAAAACUGUGAAAUUGACACACGACUUGCAGUAUGCAGAACACAAGAAGAGGAAGAAGAAUUUAAUGGAGAAGAAGUAUAUUUGGGUGCUAUUGACCAUUGCUAGUGUUUUUGGAGGAGUGGUGGCCUAUGUGCAUGAUUUAAUAUUGAGAUAUAUGUUUCAAGGACGGAUAACAAUUGUAGAACAAAUUGAUUCUUCCUUAUUUGGAGUUCGAUUACUAGUUUGGAUUAUUUUCAAUUUAUUUUUCAUUGUAAUUACAUUAUUGAUGGUUGUAUUGAUUGCACCAUCAGCAGAGGGCUCAGGAGUAUCCCAUAUUAAGGCAAUUUUGAAUGGAGCCGAAUUGAAAGAUGCCAUGAGUUUACAAACAUUUAUUGUAAAACUUGUAACUGUGGCCAUGGUUGUUGGAUCUCAGAUGGUUUUGGGUAAAAUGGGUCCAACCAUUCACAUUUGUACAAUUUUCAUAUUGUACUUGAUUAAAUUGAAGAUUUUCAAACCAAUUGAAAAAUCAAAACGAUUGAGACAACAAUUAAUUUUAUGUGGAGUUUCAAUUGGAGUUGGAGCUGCAUUUGCAGCACCUUGUGGAGCAGUUCUCUUUGCAGUUGAAUUAGUGGGUGGUUAUUAUUCAAUGAGAACUUAUUUCAAAGCUUUUUUUGUGGCAACAUUGAGUGCUGUUGUUUCAAGGUCGCUCAACUCUAUCAUUACAUUGAAUAUUGAUUAUGAAACUUAUUGGGAUAUUCAGAUAGUCAAUCCUGCAUAUACUUCAUUUGAAAUUCUCUUAUUUGCAUUGUUGGGAGUAUUGAUUGGAGUGAUGGGAAUAGUUUUCGUUCAAAUUAACAUUUUCCUGAUGAAACUCAAAGAUAAAUUUGGAAGUUUAAUUUUGUGGAUGGAUUUGACAAGUAAUUUGACAAGUAAGCAACGAAUUUUCAAAAUAUUUGAGAAUAAGAUUAUUCUUACCAUUGUGUUUAGUAUACUGACAAGUAUACUGAGCUACCCAGAUUUAUUUGGCAAAUUCACUUCACUCUCCUAUGGAAAUCUCUUUAAAGAUUUGAUGAGUACGAAAAGUCUUUCCCUAGAAAACAAUUGGUUUACCAAUUCUCCAACAGAAGUAUUCGAAUCCUUAUUCAUCUUACUAGUCAUCAAAUUCUUCCUCAUCAUUUUCACAAUUGUCCUUCCAAUUCCAGGCGGCUCCUACAAUGGCAUUAUUUUACUAGGCACCAUUGUUGGACGAAUCAUGGGUGAAAUCAUUUCCAUACUCGCACCAAAUGGUUUUCCCUACUUGUUUGGCAUAUACGAAACUGAGAAACAACAAUUCCUACAACCUGGAGCUUAUGCAUUCGUUGGUGGAGUGGCAAGUGCUGCCUGUGUUACUCAAUCCUAUUCAGUAGUUGUAAUAUUUCUCGAAAUGGCAGGAGGAGGGGCCCAUAUUCCAUCUCUCAUUGCAAGUGUCAUUGCACUGAGUAUUACAAAAUACUUUUCAUUGGGCAUGUAUAAUAUUGUAAUUGAUUUGAGAGGGUGGAAUGCCAUGUUGGAACAGCAAACUGAUUCAGAUGAGUUGAAACUUGUGACUAUUAUGAAACCCUUUGAUGAGAUGGAGUUUAUUCUGGAGGAGGAAGUUUCGUUUGAAGUGAUGGAGUUUAUAUUGGAAAAAUUGAAAAGCUCAACUGUUGAAAUUAUUCCAAUUAUCAAUAAUAGAAAGGAUUUGAUUCUACUUGGAAAGGUUUCAAAGAAUUCCCUCAUUGAACAAUACUUGAAAAAGAAGGAAAUUGUUGAAAGGAAUGAAUUAUCUGAAAAUCAACAAGAAACUGACAAGACGAAACGAGAUUUCACCAACCAGAAACGAUCUCUUCUCAUUGACUAUCAAAGUUGUGAUGUAGUUUUAAGUGAAUCGAAUGAUGUCCACACAGCUCAUCAAAUUCUCUAUCAGAAUACUCAUUUAGAUUCAUUGUUUGUGUGUUGGAAAGGUAAAUUAUUGGGAGUUGUGGAGAGGAGAGCUGUGAAGAGUUCAAUUUUAUCGAAAAAACAAAAGAAGGAAUUGUUUAUUUAUAAUUUGUAUUAAAUUUGAGAUGUGAUUACAGACAGUUAUUAGAGUUGGUUUAUUUUCAGGUUGUGUGUUGUAGGAAUGUCAAUAACUUUCGAAUAAAAUUUCUUAUUGAGGUUUC